Messenger RNA from Dovyalis caffra, 1344 nucleotides. The record is from the annotation of a GenBank genome assembly. NCBI's taxonomy places the organism in Eukaryota, Viridiplantae, Streptophyta, Magnoliopsida, Malpighiales, Salicaceae.
AUGCUCCGUAACCGCCGCCGUCCUCGUUACAGCCCACAAAUCUGCGCCGUUAUCUCCGCUCUCCUACUCCUCUUCUCAGUCUCUCUCCUUUACACUCGCCUCUCUUCUUCUCAUCAACACAAUACGGUUCCUUCCGCAUUCAAAACCCAAGCUGACGACGCCUCAAUAGCAAUUGACAAGAUCGAUGAACAAGACACCAUUAAAGAAGAAGAGGGAGAAGAUCACCAAAACGACAGGAAUGAAGACAACGACACCGACGAAGAAGAAACGAAAAGGCCCACGAUUUCCUCUUCUGGGUAUUACAUGGAUCAUGUAACGGGGUCAAUACGAAGGCAUUUGAAAAAGAAAUCGAUAGAAGAUUAUGAUUUUUUUGAUUAUAAUUACAACGGUUUUAGUCUAGGAUUGAAUGUCGAUGAUUAUAAAAGUAAGACCGCGUUUGGUAGUGAUGAUAUCGUUGUUGAUGAGGAAAUUAAGAGAAAAUUGAGCGAAGUUAAGAGUAUCGAAGAUGCAUUGCUGUUGAAGAUAGGUAAAAAGGUGUCACCUUUAAGAGAAGGGUGGGGUGAUUGGUUUGAUAAAAAGAGUGAUUUUUUGAGAAGGGAUAAAAUGUUUAAGUCGAAUUUUGAAGUUUUGAAUCCAUUGACUAAUCCUUUGUUGCAAGACCCAGAUGGGGUUGGUGUUACUGGGUUGACUAGAGGUGAUAAGGUUUUGCAGAAGAUGAUUUUGAGCGGGUUUAAGAGAAACCCUUUUCGGGGGAAGAGGAGUUUGAGUGGUUUGGAGAUGACCCGUGAUGCAAAAGUGGAAGAGAAGAGGGGCGAGGUUAAGAGAGUAUUGAAUGAGGAUAAUGGGAAAAUUUUGAUGGAUGGUGUUAGUAAUGCUGGUAAGGACGUGAGUUUUAAAGGAAAUGGGAUUGUACUGAAUGAGGAUCAUGAGAGAAAUUUAAUGAAAGGUAAGAGCUUGAGUGAUUUAUCGGAUGCGGAGGGAGUUCACGAUUAUAAGGGGGAUAGGGAUAGGAAUUUGAGUGCAAAUGAGAAUUUAAUGGAUAAUGGUGAUGGUAGUGGUGGUGAAACAAGGCAGAUGGUUGGAAUGGAGAAAAAGAGGUCUAAGGAUCAGCAGAGGAAGCCUGAGGAGUUGAGUCAUAUGUUUGCCGAUGGGAAAAGAUGGGGGAACGGGAAGUGUGAUAUGAGGGUAUUUUUGGUGUGGAAUUCGCCGCCAUGGAUGCAUAGUGUUAGAUACCAAAGGGGACUUGAGAGUCUGCUUUCCCACCAUAGACAUGCUUGUGUCGUCGUUUUCUCUGAGACAAUUGAGCUGGAUUUUUUCAAGGAUAGCUUUGUGAAAGAUGGGUAA